Molecule: messenger RNA, 1244 nt
Organism: Halteromyces radiatus
Lineage: Eukaryota; Fungi; Mucoromycota; Mucoromycetes; Mucorales; Cunninghamellaceae
Product: cytidylyltransferase-domain-containing protein
Exons: 6
Coding region: 38-1126 (362 amino acids)
Biological process (GO): CDP-choline pathway
Cellular component (GO): nuclear envelope
Molecular function (GO): phosphatidylcholine binding; choline-phosphate cytidylyltransferase activity
Source: RefSeq, a predicted model, not a curated record
AAAGACCUUUCCUUUCCUUUUCCAUGUUUUUAUAGUCAUGAGUUCAUCUACUAUAUCCAAAAAGAACUUGAAUAAACGCAAAAGAGUCUCAACGGCCUCUAAUAGUUCUUUUAUCCAAGAUGAAGUAUCUGAUGAAGAGAAGGCAGUAAUGACGAAUGAUACUACUUCUGUUACCAAUUUGACUUCCAAUGUACCUCUCAUUGAUUCAUCUGUUUCUACUGGUGAUAUCCAUGAAGAUGAAGUGACUUUAGUAACGCGACUUGAAAAGAAAUAUGGUUUCAAAAUCAACAAGCCUCCUACAGAUCGACCAGUUCGUAUUUAUAGUGAUGGGAUUUUCGAUCUUUUCCAUUUUGGUCAUGCAAAAGCCUUGGAACAAUCCAAAAAAGCAUUCAAAAAUGUUCAUUUACUUGUUGGUGUUUGUAAUGAUAUUGAAACUCAUAAACGAAAAGGCAAGACAGUGAUGAGUGAUGUGGAACGAUAUGAAGCGGUACGACAUUGCAAAUGGGUAGAUGAAGUGGUGCGGGAUGCUCCUUGGUUUGUCACACAAGAAUUCUUGGAUAAGCAUCAAAUUGAUUAUGUUGCUCAUGAUGCUGAACCCUACGGAAGUAGUGAAUCUGGUGAUGUUUAUGCAUUUGUCAAGGAACAAGGACGUUUUUGGCCAACUGAACGUACAGAAGGUAUUUCUACUUCUGAUUUGAUUACUCGUAUUGUCCGUGAUUAUGAUGCUUACUUGCGAAGAAAUUUGGAACGUGGUGUUAGUGCCAAAGAUUUGAAUAUCUCUUUUCUCAAGGAAAGAAAAAUCAAAACAAAGAAAUCCAUUGACGAUUUUCGACAUACUAUUAAAACUGCAUUACAUGAUACUUUUGGGUUAUGGGAAGAUAGAAGUCAUGAUUUCGUAAGACAAUUUAGUGGAAUUUUCGGUGCUGAAGAUGUAGUGGAUAAAUUCUGGAAAAAACGACAUCGAAAACGUUUGGUAUUGGAUGAUAGUAGUAGUUGUGCCAAUAGUAGGGAAGGUUCAGAAGAGGAAGAUGGAAGCGAUCAAGAUACCACUACCACCAGUUCUUCUUCCAAUGGUAGCAGCAGUGACAAACAACAAUCACAAAAGAAGCGGAAACUGGAAAACUAAAUGAUUUAAUAUAUAGUUUAUUAGUUUUUAUCCUUUUAGUAUAAUUAGUUUGUCAGUUAAAUGUAUUCCUUUUAUUUUUUUAUUUUUUUAUUUUUUUUUUUUUUUUUGUAUACUCCCC